AUGCUCAAGUCAUCAUUGUUUAUUACCAUCGCGGUUCUCUCCCAGAGCAUCAACGCUAACUCUGAAACCACUUCUCAGGUUGACCACCAAACUCGCGAUGAAUUGGCCUACUCCGAACCCCACUAUCCUUCACCAUGGAUGGAUCCGGCAGCACCUGGCUGGGAGCAGGCUUAUGCCAAAGCCAAAGACUUUGUCUCCCAGUUGACUCUGCUGGAGAAGGUUAACCUGACCACUGGUGUCGGUUGGAUGGGCGACAAAUGCGUUGGAAAUGUUGGAGCUGUCCCUCGCCUAGGCUUCCGCGGUCUCUGCAUGCAGGACGGUCCUUUGGGCAUCCGAUUCGCAGACUACAUCAGUGCCUUCCCCAUUGGAAUCACUGCCGGUGCUACAUGGAGCCGCCCUCUCUGGCAGGAUCGUGGCUACAAGAUGGGUUCUGAGGCCCAUGAUAAGGGCAUCGAUGCUCUCCUUGGACCUGCCGCUGGGCCUAUUGGUCGAGCUCCUACCGGUGGCCGAAAUUGGGAAGGCUUCUCUGCUGACCCUUAUCUACUCGGAAAGGCCUUUGGAAACACAAUUGAAGGCAUCCAGAGGGCUGGAGUGAUUGCAACUGCCAAGCAUUAUAUUGCCAACGAGCAAGAGCAUUUCAGACAGGUCGGGGAGUCUCAAGGUCGCGGGUACAACAUCAGCGAAACCCUUUCCUCCAAUAUUGACGACAAGACAAUGCACGAGUUUUACAACUGGCCUUUCGUCGAUGCUAUCAAGUCUGGUGCUGGCUCGGUCAUGUGCUCGUACCAGCAAAUCAACAACUCGUAUGGCUGUGCCAAUUCCAAGACCUUGAACGGCCUGCUCAAGGGCGAACUUGGAUUCCAGGGUUUCGUCAUGGCAGACUGGGGAGCACAACAUUCAGGAGUGUCAUCGGCUGUUGCUGGACUAGACAUGACCAUGCCCGGAGACACAGCUUUCAAUACCGGCGCAAGCUACUGGGGUGGUAACCUGACUCUGGCAGUUCUCAACGGAACGGUCCCUGCCUACCGCUUGGACGACAUGGUCAUGAGAAUCAUGUCCGCUUACUUCAAGGUAGGCCGAACAAUUGAGGGCCAGCCAGAGAUCAACUUCAGCUCUUGGACUCGCGAUACAUUCGGCUAUUCUGAUGCCGCUGUAAACGAGAACUGGGAGCAGGUCAACUCGCAUGUCGAUGUCCGUGGUGACCAUGCCAGCCAUAUCCGGGAAUCCGCAGCCAAGGGUACUGUGCUUCUCAAGAACACGGGGUCUCUGCCUUUGAUUAAGCCCAAGUUUGUUGCCGUCAUCGGUGAAGAUGCAGGGCCGAACCCAAAGGGCCCUAAUGGGUGCAAUGACCGAGGCUGUGCAGAGGGAACAUUCGCCCAGGGCUGGGGUUCGGGAACUGCUGAUUUCCCAUACCUCAUCACCCCCGAUUCAGCACUUCAGCGUCAGGCCAUCGAGGAUGGAAGCAGAUAUGAAAGUGUCCUGAGCAACUAUGAGUGGGCAAAGACCAAGGCUCUCGUCACCCAGCCAAACGCCACUGCCAUCGUUUUUGCCAAUGCCGGAGCUGGUGAGGGAUUCAUUGAUGUUGAUGGAAACGUAGGUGACCGAAAGAAUCUCACCCUGUGGAAGAAUGGAGAUGAACUCAUCAAGAAUGUCUCUUCGCUGAACCCAAACACUAUUGUUGUGCUACACACAGCUGGUCCUGUUCUUGUUAAGGAAUGGUAUGACCAUCCCAACAUCACUGCCAUCAUCUGGGCCGGUGGUCCCGGACAGGAGUCAGGCAACUCUCUUGCUGACAUCCUGUACGGAAAGCAAUCCCCUGGACGCUCUCCAUUCUCUUGGGGACCAACCCGGGAGAGUUAUGGCACAGAUGUCCUGUACGAGCCCAAUAAUGGCGAUGGCGCACCCCAGCAAGACUUUUCUGAGGGCGUGUUUGUUGACUACCGCCACUUCGACAAGGUUGCUCCCAACAAAGAGGAUGAGGGAGCUCCUAUUUACGAAUUUGGCUUCGGUUUAUCGUGGUCGACCUUCGAAUACUCCGACUUGGUGAUCCUGCCUCGAAACCCACAACCCUACAAGCCAACUGAAGGCAAGACUAUCGCUGCUCCUUCUUGGGGCAACUAUAGCAAGGAUCUGAAGGACUAUCAGUUCCCGGGCGGUAUCCGUCGGUUUGAACAGUUCAUCUACCCUUGGCUCACCUCUACCGAUGCUAAGGAAGCCUCGAACGAUACCAGCUACGGCUCACCCGCCGAGGACUUCCUUCCUCCCGGCGCAUUGGAUGGCUCUCCACAGCCCCGCCUGCCCUCCUCAGGCGAACCAGGUGGUAACCGCCAGCUCUGGGAUGUGAUCUACCAAGUCCAGGCCACAAUCACAAACACGGGUAAGGCGACAGCAGACGAGAUUCCUCAACUGUACAUCUCCCAUGGCGGCGAGAACGAGCCUGUCCGUGUUCUCCGCGGAUUCGACCGAAUUGAGCGUAUUGCUCCUGGGCAGAGUGUCAUCUUCCGAGCCGAUAUUACCCGACGUGAUCUUAGCAACUGGGACGUUGUUUCUCAAAACUGGGUUGUGACGGAGCACGAGAAGACUGUUUGGGUUGGCAGCAGUUCGCGUAAUCUGCCUCUGCAGGGCAAGCUUCAGGGAGCAUGA
Clonostachys rhizophaga is the source of this 2643-nucleotide messenger RNA. Lineage: Eukaryota; Fungi; Ascomycota; Sordariomycetes; Hypocreales; Bionectriaceae. The record is from the annotation of a GenBank genome assembly.